CGGAGGCUGUACCUGACUGCUGCUUGGAGGGAACCCUGGCUGAGUCCAGGGAGGAGGAGCCAGAGGCGGGGACGAUUGGAAGCAGCCACCUCAGCGAAGCUGCAGGAUUUCCGCAGGGCGGGAGCUGUUUAUCUCCCGGAAGAAAACGGCUCCUGUCACAGAAGUCUCGUGAUUGCUCUGGUAGCUUUGCUUAGACACUUGAAACUACAGAAGAAAGAAGGAUCUAGCGAAAUAUGGCUACAGAGAGCCCUGCUACGCGUCGGGUCCAGGUGGCAGAACAUCCCAGGUUACUGAAGCUAAAGGAGAUGUUUAACUCCAAGUUUGGAUCUAUUCCCAAGUUUUAUGUUCGAGCACCAGGAAGAGUCAACAUAAUAGGAGAGCAUAUAGAUUAUUGUGGAUAUUCUGUUCUUCCUAUGGCUGUAGAACAAGAUGUGCUAAUAGCUGUAGAACCUGUGAAAACAUACACUCUCCAACUGGCCAAUACAAAUCCCUUGUAUCCGGACUUCAGUACUAGUGCUAAUAACAUCCAGAUUGAUAAAACCAAGCCUUUGUGGCAUAACUAUUUCUUAUGUGGAGUUAAAGGAAUUCAGGAACACUUUGGUCUUAGUAACCUGACUGGAAUGAAUUGCCUGGUAGAUGGAAAUAUCCCACCAAGUUCUGGCCUCUCCAGCUCCAGUGCUUUGGUCUGUUGUGCUGGCUUGGUGACGCUCACAGUGCUGGGAAGGAAUCUAUCCAAGGUGGAACUUGCAGAAAUCUGUGCCAAGAGUGAGCGUUACAUUGGCACUGAAGGAGGAGGCAUGGACCAGUCUAUAUCAUUUCUUGCAGAAGAAGGAACUGCCAAGUUGAUAGAAUUUAGUCCUCUGAGGGCAACUGAUGUAAAACUCCCAAGUGGAGCAGUGUUUGUGAUUGCCAACAGUUGUGUGGAGAUGAAUAAGGCAGCAACUUCCCAUUUCAAUAUCAGGGUGAUGGAGUGUCGGCUGGCUGCGAAGCUCCUGGCUAAAUACAAAAGCUUGCAAUGGGACGAAGUACUGAGGCUGGAGGAGGUGCAGGCUAAACUAGGGAUUAGUCUAGAAGAAAUGCUGUUGGUCACAGAAGAUGCCCUUCAUCCUGAACCCUAUAACCCUGAGGAGAUCUGCAGGUGUCUGGAAAUUAGCCUGGAGGAACUCCGAACCCAAAUCCUGAGUCCAAACACUCAAGAUGUGCUCAUCUUCAAACUCUAUCAGCGGGCAAAGCAUGUGUACAGUGAGGCUGCGCGAGUGCUCCAGUUUAAGAAGAUAUGUGAAGAAGCACCUGAAGACAUGGUCCAGCUGCUGGGCGAGUUGAUGAACCAGAGCCACAUGAGCUGCCGGGACAUGUAUGAGUGCAGCUGCCCUGAGCUGGACCAGCUGGUGGACAUCUGUCGGAAGUUUGGGGCUCAAGGGUCACGACUUACUGGAGCAGGAUGGGGAGGCUGCACAGUAUCAAUAGUACCUGCGGACAAGCUGCCCAGCUUCCUAGCAAAUGUGCACAAAGCUUAUUACCAGGGGAGUGAUGGGAGCUUAGCGCCGGAGAAGCAAAGUUUGUUUGCUACCAAACCUGGAGGCGGGGCUUUGGUUUUCCUUGAGGCCUGAAAAAAUGUAAAAAGUCUCAGAGAAACUAUUUAGGGCACUUAGGAAUUGGCAGGACUUUCUAUGCCACAGUAAAUUAAUCUUCCUUCUGUUUUGUAUUAUGAUGAAUGGUUGCUAUUAUAUCAAGAUAUAUUUUCAAAGAAAUGGUUGAAAGCUCUCUAUGCUUCAUAAUGAUUAUUUUUCCAUCUUAAAAUAUGGUUUUACUAUUAGAGCCAAGAUCAUGCUUGGACAGAUCUUUUAAGAAUAAUUUACUGAGAUUUAUUGAUUUGAAGAUUUUAAAGAUGAAUGGUAAAAUACACUCUUAAUACUGAUUACAUGGAUUGGACUUGAAUUAAAUAUAUUGUUACAAUUAACUGACACCACUGAAUUGUA
Molecule: messenger RNA, 1979 nt
Organism: Nomascus leucogenys (northern white-cheeked gibbon)
Lineage: Eukaryota; Metazoa; Chordata; Mammalia; Primates; Hylobatidae
Gene: GALK2
Product: galactokinase 2
Biological process (GO): carbohydrate phosphorylation; galactose metabolic process
Cellular component (GO): cytoplasm; cytosol
Molecular function (GO): ATP binding; galactokinase activity
Source: RefSeq, a predicted model, not a curated record